Molecule: messenger RNA, 1258 nt
Organism: Myotis lucifugus (little brown bat)
Lineage: Eukaryota; Metazoa; Chordata; Mammalia; Chiroptera; Vespertilionidae
Gene: RPUSD3
Product: RNA pseudouridylate synthase domain containing 3
Exons: 9
Coding region: 12-1046 (344 amino acids)
Biological process (GO): pseudouridine synthesis
Molecular function (GO): RNA binding; pseudouridine synthase activity
Source: RefSeq, a predicted model, not a curated record
UUCGCAGGGAAAUGGGUGGCUACCGGGUGUUGGGCCGGGUCUGGGGCGGCUGGUGGCGAGGGCCAGGGGUCGGCUCAGCUCGCAAGGUCGCAGGCUUUGGCACCGAGGCCCGGCGUCAGCUGCAACCUCGAGGCUCCAGCAAGCGAUCAGGGUCCCUGGGAAACCAGUCCUUCCCAGGGCUGCUGCAGCCAGAGAACCUCAGUCGGGAGGAGCUGGUCGAUGUGCUGAGGGCAUCUGUGGUGGACCAGAAAGGACCACUAGUGACGCUGAACAAGCCACAGGGUCUCCCAGUGACAGGAAAACCAGGAGAGCUCACUUUGUUCUCAGUGCUGCCAGAGCUGAGCCAGUCCCUGGGGCUUGGGGAGCAGGAGCUCCAGGUUGUCCGAGCAUCUGGGAAGGAGACCUCUGGGCUUGUGCUCCUCUCCAGUUGUCCCCAGACAGCAAGCCGCCUCCAGAAGUUCUUCGCCUACUCACGAAGAGCCCAGAGACCCACGGCCACCUACUGGGCUGUCACUGAUGGGAUCCCCGCUGCUUCUGAGGGGAAGAUCCAAGCAGCUCUGAAACUGGAAUACGUUGAUGGCGUUGGUUCAGUAGUUCCAGUGAAGUCCCCGUCCCGAAAGGACAUCCUGGAAGGUGUCAAGAGGACCCUAAGCCACUUCCGUGUGGUGGCCACAGGCCCUGGCUGUGCUCUGGUCCAGCUGCAACCAGUAACAGUGUUCUCCAGUCAGCUACAGGUACACAUGGUACUACAGCUCUGCCCUGUGCUCGGGGACCACAGGUAUUCAUCCCGCGUGGGCACUGUCCUGGGCCAACGCUUCCUACUGCCAGCGGAGAGCACCAAGCCCCAAAAACAGGUCCUGGAUGAAGCCCUCCUCAGACGCCUCCACCUGACGCCGGCCCAGGCGGCCCAGAUGCCCUUGCACCUCCACCUGCACUGUCUCCACCUCCCAGGCACCAGGCCCAGGGAUGCCCCCAUAGAGCUUUUGGCACCUUUGCCCUCUUAUUUCUCCAGGACCCUACAGUGCCUGGGGCUCUGCCAACAAUAGUUCUCUUUCUGUUCCUACUGGAAAGUGGUGGGUGUGGGGGGACUGCAGGCUGGAGGAGAAUGAGCUCAGUGCGCAACAUGCGGUACGGUCAUGGUUAGGGCUCUGUGGUUGGACUAACCUAAGAUCACACCCUGGCCAGGCACUUGCUGUGUGAUGUUGGACAAAUAACUUCACUUCUCUGGGUUUGAGAUAAUAAAUGCACCUAACUCAUA